Messenger RNA from Ictalurus punctatus (channel catfish), 3904 nucleotides. It is a transcript of the gene slc2a1b, whose product is annotated as solute carrier family 2 member 1b. The record is from RefSeq and is a predicted model, not a curated record. The coding region runs from base 177 to 1652 and encodes 491 amino acids. Gene Ontology annotation, molecular function: hexose transmembrane transporter activity. Gene Ontology annotation, biological process: response to insulin; monosaccharide transmembrane transport. Gene Ontology annotation, cellular component: apical plasma membrane; basolateral plasma membrane. NCBI's taxonomy places the organism in Eukaryota, Metazoa, Chordata, Actinopteri, Siluriformes, Ictaluridae. The transcript is spliced from 11 exons.
GCAGCUUCAUCUAGCCGGUGAAAACUGCGACGUGAGCAGAUAUAUUCUUCAGCGGAGAUAAAGCUAAACCAAAAAAAAAGAAGAAGCUUUUUGAAACUUCAAAACUGCGUCGGGAUUUCAGCAAGACAUUUCCCAGAGGGGAAUUCACAAGCAUCACCAAGUUCUGACACGCGGCCAUGGAAAGAGACAAGAAAGUGACCUUCCAGCUGUUGCUGGCUGUGGGAACAGCUGUGAUUGGCUCUCUUCAAUUUGGUUAUAACACAGGUGUUAUCAACGCACCUCAGAAGACCAUCGAGAGCUUCUACAAUGACACAUGGUUUGAACGAUAUAAUGAGUACAUACCUGAAACAUCCCUCACAUCACUCUGGUCUAUCUCAGUGGCCAUCUUCUCAGUGGGGGGGAUGUUUGGCUCCUUCUCCGUGGGUCUCUUUGCCAAUCGCUUUGGAAGGAGGAACUCGAUGCUCAUGGUUAACAUCCUAGCCUUCAUCUCAGCAGCACUGAUGGGCUUCUCUAAAUUGGCAGCCUCAUGGGAGAUGUUGAUCAUUGGCCGUUUCAUAGUGGGGUUUUAUUCUGGCCUUUCCACUGGGUUGGUACCCAUGUAUGUGGGUGAAGUGGCACCCACUGCACUCCGAGGAGCAUUGGGAACCCUGCAUCAGCUGGCCAUUGUUAUAGGCAUCCUUAUAGCACAGGUGUUUGGUCUGAAGGAGAUCAUGGGCACUGCCAAUCUGUGGCCCUAUCUGCUGGGCUUCACCUUCGUCCCAGCACUACUGCAGUGUUUCCUGUUACCCCUCUGCCCCAAGAGUCCUCGCUAUCUCCUCAUCAUCUGCAAUGAAGAGAAAAAAGCCAAAUCAGCGUUGAAAAAGCUGCGUGGAACGACAGAUGUGAGUGCAGACAUGCAGGAGAUGAAGGAGGAGAGCAGGCAAAUGAUGAAGGAGAAGAAAGUGAACAUCCUAGAGCUGUUACGCUCCCCAAUCUACCGACAGCCUUUAGUCAUCGCCAUCGUACUGCAGCUGUCACAGCAACUGUCUGGCAUCAAUGCUGUCUUCUACUUUUCCACAAGCAUCUUUCAGAAAGCUGGUGUGGCACAGCCUGUGUAUGCCACUAUCGGCGCUGGAGUCGUCAACGUGGCGUUCACUGUAGUGUCGCUGUUUUUAGUGGAGAGAGCUGGUCGGAGGUCACUGCACCUAACAGGACUGAUGGGUAUGGCUGUGUCUGCAGUCCUGAUGACAAUUGCCCAAGCAGUACAGGCGCAGGUUUACUGGAUGUCAUACAUAAGCAUCGUCGCUAUUUUUGCCUUUGUGGCAUUCUUUGAAAUCGGACCAGGCCCCAUUCCUUGGUUCAUCGUAGCUGAGCUGUUCAGUCAAGGCCCUCGUCCUUCUGCUUUUGCCGUGGCUGGUUUGUGCAACUGGACGGCCAAUUUCAUAGUGGGAAUGUGCUUUCAGUAUGUGGCGCUCCUCUGUGGUCCAUACGUUUUUAUCAUCUUCACUGUCCUGUUGCUGGGUUUCUUCAUAUUCACAUACUUCAAAGUCCCGGAGACAAAAGGCCGGACAUUUGAGGAGAUUGCUGCCGGUUUCUCCCAGCAUGCAGUUGCAGGCAUACAGAAAGCAUCACCUGAAGAGAUGAACAGCCUGGGUGCCGAUUCUGAGCUCUGAGCCCCACCUCCUUCAUUCCCUCACACUCCUUGACAUAUCUAAUGAAAGAGGAAUAUGCUGGCUGGAAAACACAUCUCUCUCUCUCUCUCUUCUCAAUACUAGACUGUUCCAUGCCUCUGUUCUUCCUUUUUUUCAUGCGUGUGUACAUAGGUGGCGAGAGGUGCGAAUGCUGUAUUUAGAGAUUUCUCUUUUAUAUGUACACUGUUUUAUAUGUACUUGAGAAGAUAUUUUCCUUUUUUUAAACUUUGUAUCUGUUACAUUUUUACUUCAGACGAAAUUAUUUUUAUAACGACCAUUCCUGUUCAUCAGCAUACCAUUUUAUCGAUUCCUAAGAAAACGUGGCCUUAAUCGCUUUUAGUCGACAUAACUGAAUUCCUUGUAACUGUAUCUGAGCUUUAGGAUUGGACCUUUUUACUCAAAGUAAUAUGAAUGAUGACUGGAUGUCGAAUUAACUAUCGGGAGAAUAGAAUAUGGAAGAGCUUUGAAUCGUGGUGUGUUGGGGCUCUCACGGUAUCUUUUCACAGACUUCAUCCCUUCAAUGUCAUUUCUAUAAAAUGAAAUAGACAUUAUAUUUAUUUGACAAAUGAAUUGAUAUAUUUUUUACUUUAACCAUGAGUUCAGCAAGAUGAUUGAGACAUGGUGAGUUUGUGCCUCAUAGCUCCAUGGUCCAGGGUAUGAUCCUGAACUUUGUUUACUUUGUCUAGUUGUCCAGUUUCCUCCCACCUCUAAAAAACAAACACUUGGCCCAUAGGCAGAUCCGUGUGCGUGUGCGUGUGCGUGCGUGUGUGUGUGCGUGUGUGUGUGUGUGCCUGUGCGUUGUACACAGGGCGUUCAGCUCCGGAUCCACCACACCCCACCCCUCAACUGUAUAAUGAUUAUUAUACAUGUAUAAUAUGUUUAAUAUUAUUAUACAUAUUAUAUGAUGUUAUGAACAACAAAAUUUUUACUACUCUGUGUUUUAGGAUUACGAAUGUAUUUACAUUUUUACAUGCUCUUUUAAUUGUUAUCUUACAAAACAAAAGUUGAUUUGCACUGACAUUGAUAAACAUUGCUAAAUAACUAAAUGAGCCUAAUCAUGAAUGUCACCGUGACAGAAUAUCACUAGUACUAUACAGGAGUACAGGAGAAUGCACAGGUGAUCUGUAAUGUCUCAGACUGUGUCAUUACCAUAUUAUAGAUAUCACCACAUGCAGUACCAAUGACUCCACACUGCAAAGGAACAUUUAUAAAGUAUUUAUGUAAGGUUAUAUUAGUCAUAUCGAAUAUCAGGGCAGUACAGGCAAGUAGACACACACAUCAUAUACAUCAGUUCAUCACCAUGAAGAUGCAUGUUGACGGCUUUAAAAUUCCUGUUUUAUGGUUUUAAUUUUCUCUUUUGAAGAUGGGUUUUAGUAUUGUUUUACGUACAUGUCCGAGGCUUUCCCGAAGCUCUUUUUAUCACUCAUGUCUCAUCUGAUCUUAUUUCACCUAACAAAGUGUGGUCUGUUAUCAAGUAAGAAGCAUUCUGAUGAACAAAAGACUGAAAUAUUUUGACGUUUUGCACACUUCCCAAGCCUUGUAAGCCUCACUGUUUCUCAUGUAUCGCGUUCAGAAUUCAAAUCUCGCUUGGCCAGUUUGAACAACACAGUUAUGUGUGUCAGGGUGUAGGGUACAAGUUCAGGGCUCGAAGACUAAUUGGAACUAAAGCAUUCCAGAAAGUGUGGGUGUGUAUGUGUCCUGUUGCACAUGGAAAGCAUUGUGUCAUGUCAGAACAUCAGGCAUUGGCUAAAAAAACAUUGUUAAUGUUUUGCAACCUCUUUGUUUCUUUCUAAAAGAAGCAGUGUGUAUCAUAAUGGGUACAGAGUGAGCUUAUCAAUGACUUAAUGCAAUAAGUGACCAUGACACUAUACAGGUAAAAUAUAUAUAUAUAUAUAUAUAUAUAUAUAUAUAUAUAUAUAUAUAUAUAUAUAUAUAUAUAUAUAUAUAUAUAUAUAUAUAUAUAUAUAAACCUGUUUCUGCGUUUCCAUACCCUUGGGUUUGGUAUGAUUUUUAUUUUAUUUUUUUAAUUUACAACUUUUUUUUCCCCCUUAACUUUGAAACUGACUAUUUUGACUAGAUUGUAAUACUGUAAAAAAAUAGUUUUAAACUUGUAUAUUUUUACUGGUAAAUAGUGCUGUAUUUAUUAGUUUGCCUAAUUUAUUUAGUUUUUUGGUUGUUAGUAUCUUGUUUAAUAUCAAUAAAAUGUAUAUAAAAUAAAUAUUUUGAGACUUGCA